AUGGCUUCGUCAGGCAAGAAGGAUUGUGAGAAGUUUGCGGUUACGGCGUGGCUGCUUUGGAACAACAGAAAUGCUGUCAGGUAUGGGGGCAAAGGCAAGAAUGGGAAGACCAUUGAAGGGGAAGCAAGGAGUUAUAUGGAAGAAUAUAGUGCGGUUUGUCUGAAUAUGAGCAACAAAACCCAGCCAACCACUCGGGGCAAACAUUGGUCCCCGCCUCCUCAAGGUAAGUAUAAGGUGAAUGUUGAUGCAGCGGUGUUUAAGGAGCAGGGGUGCUGCGGUCUUGGAGUGGUCAUUAGAAAUGACAGAGGCCAGAUGAUGGGGGCGUUAUGCAAGAAGGUGGCUGCUCCUUGGGGAGCCUUAGAGGCCGAAGCAAAGGCUGCUGAAGUAUGA
Molecule: messenger RNA, 390 nt
Organism: Quercus lobata
Lineage: Eukaryota; Viridiplantae; Streptophyta; Magnoliopsida; Fagales; Fagaceae
Exons: 1
Coding region: 1-390 (129 amino acids)
Molecular function (GO): RNA-DNA hybrid ribonuclease activity; nucleic acid binding
Source: RefSeq, a predicted model, not a curated record